Beauveria bassiana ARSEF 2860 is the source of this 1230-nucleotide messenger RNA. Its product is annotated as CoA-transferase family III. The transcript has 2 exons. Gene Ontology annotation, molecular function: catalytic activity. NCBI's taxonomy places the organism in Eukaryota, Fungi, Ascomycota, Sordariomycetes, Hypocreales, Cordycipitaceae. Bases 1 to 1230 code for a protein of 409 amino acids. The record is from RefSeq and is a predicted model, not a curated record.
AUGGUCGGCGCACCCCCCCUCACAGGCAUCAAGGUGCUCGAGUUUGCGGGCCUCGCUCCCGGUCCCUUUGCGGGCAUGAUGCUCGCCGACGCGGGCGCGACCGUCCUGCGCGUCAACCGCCACAACGACGCCCCGCAAGACAUGCUCGCGCGGCACAAGGCCUCCAUUGCCGUGGACCUUAAAGACGCGCGCGGCAUCGCGCUUCUCCAUUCGCUCGUCGCCUCGGGCGGCGUCGACGUGCUCAUUGAUCCGUUUCGUCCGGGCGUGCUCGAGCGUCUCGGUCUGGGGCCGGAACCGCUGCUACGCCUGAACCCGCGGCUCGUGUACGCCCGCAUCACGGGCUACCGGCGCGACGGCAAAUACGCCACCAUGGCGGGCCACGACAUUAACUACAUUGGCGUCUCGGGCGCGCUGUCGCUGCUCGGCGCCGCGGGCGAGCGUCCGCAGCCGCCGGUCAACAUCCUCGGCGAUUUCGCGGGCGGCGGCGCCACGCUCUUUCAGGGCAUCCUGCUGGCGCUCCUCGCGCGCGCGACGACGGGCCGCGGCCAGGUGGUCGAGGCCAACAUGGUCGACGGCAGCUCGUACCUGGCCACUUUUCCGCGCAUGGCUCGCGCGACGCCCAUGGGCGACAAGCCGCGCGGCCAAAACGUGCUCGAUGGCGGGUGCCCCUGGUACGGAUGCUACGCGACGCGAGACGGGAAAUGGGUCACGGUGGGCGCGCUGGAGCCGCAUUUCUUCGCGCAGCUUAUCAAGGGACUCGGGUUGGAGGGAAGAGGAUGGGAAGAGGACCGUGGUGAUGAGGAGCGCUGGCCGGAGCUUGCGCGGCUGUUUACAGAGAUUUUCAAAAGCAAGACGAGGAGUGAGUGGGAGGCCGUGUUUGACGGGACGGAUGCGUGUGUUGCGCCGGUGCUGGACUAUGAGGAGCUGCAGACGGACGAGACGCGCGAGGGCGACCAGCGGCCUGCGGUGACGCUGCGGGAUACGCCGUGGCGCGCGGUGGCGGCAAGACGGAGGCGACAAGGGGCCGCCGAGGCAAAGGUGGUGGUUAGUGAUGAGGACCGCGGACAGGGCGACGGCGUCGAGGGCGAAGGAUACCUGCCGACGCUGCUGGAUGUGGGCGAGGGCGGCGACGAGGUGCUCGGUGCGUGGCUGGGUUGGAAGCGCGGAACGCACUUUGAGGAUAAAAACGGGCGAGGCCUCUCAUUGAUCAACGACAAGGCCAAGAUAUAA